CUUUUCGUCCCCUUGAAAGGGCUAUAAGCGCCUCAGACGGACGAAGUGAGACCGGCUCGGACGUGUGAAAUCGUGCCAGGCAUCGGCGGAGGGUCGGUCAUGGCGGCCGGGAUCGUGCUCCUGACGCUGGGCUCCUUGCUCUGCGCUCUCAGAGGCGCCUCGGCAGCAGGGGCCAAAAUCUCAACCUCUCCUGAAGUAACUUCUGGAUCAAAUGUGAUUAUUUCAUGUAACAUAAGUGAAACACCAACACCUAUCAAAGGCAAUUACUGGAUGAAGGGAGAGACCAGGCUUGAUUCCAAUGAGACCGCUCUGGAUUUUACCUCCUACAUGAUCCCCAAAGUGGAUUACGAAACCUCGGGAGAAUACCACUGCGUCUUUGACACCAUGCCCCUCUCAAAAGCAACGGUGUACGUGAAAGUUGCUCCCCACGUGGUGCCCUACAAGAAGACGGAGCACGGAAACGAAGGCGACUCCAUAACGCUGGCCUGCAAAUGCAAUUCUUACCCUCCUGUUACCCAGUGGACUUGGUACAAGAUGGUAGACCAGGUGCCUCAGCCUGUUGCCAACGGCACUGAAGAAAGAUUCUACAUCCGAUCCAAUGGCACCAGGACAGAUCUUCGGGUCGUUUCUUUGGAUCUGGAGAAGGACCCCGGGAUUUACGUCUGCAACGCCACCAAUGAAAUGGGCGAAGGGAGUGCUGAGGUGACCCUGAAGGUGCGGAGCCGGCUGGCUGCUCUGUGGCCAUUCCUGGGGAUUGUAGCGGAGGUGCUGGUGCUGGUCACAAUAAUCUUCAUCUACGAGAAGAGGAGAAAGCCCAAUGAGAUUCCCGAGGAUGAUGAUGAUGGAGGCUCUGCACCCCUAAAAGGCAACACUGCAAACAACAUGGACAAGAAUGUGCGUCAGAGGAAUGCAAACUAAACUCACGGCAAGGUGACACAUGAAACCUAAGCAGACAACUUAGAUGUUUCUUCUGACACUUUCCUGCUGUAAAACCAACAAUAUUUCUAGAACAUCCUUGCAUCCUUUUUUUUUUUAAAAAAAAAGGAAAACAAAAAAGCAGUGAGAGAUCUUUUAGCCUUUACGUUUUAACCACACAUAAAAGUCUUUUUCUCUUUGUCCUCACUGCUGAAUCUUGAGAGUUGGGGAAAGGAAAAUGGAAGGCCUGGGGGAAAUUACAUUUCAAGAAAACGUCGCCAGUUAGUUUUAAGAACCAUCAUCCCUCACUCAAGAACGUGCUGUUCUCUUUUCUCUCUCCCUCUCUCUCUCUUUCUCUCCCCCACCCCUUUUUUUUUUAAGUAGCAGACCAUAGGGGGAGUUAUUAAAUUAGUCCCAAUUUAAUGAUGCAGUAGCAUGAAGCAAUCUUAGAGUUUUAACUCACCCUCAACUUUAGGAAGGGCAGUGCUUCAACCCUGUGUAAGUUUGGCCAGUAGAAGAGUCGGCCUCCCCUUCUCUUCCUUACUUGGUCUCCCUUGGACCAGAAACUCCGCAAUCUCACACCGCCAUCGUCUCCGAAUCCCGGAGCGAAGAUACCACAAAACACGGGGUUGUCGCGCUGCUUGUGUGUCGGUGUGUUUUGUGUUUGGCUUCUCGGGCCUUGGAAGAUGACCGCCGCCUUCUGCCAUUCCUCUCUGCAGCCCCUUGGGGCUCUCCUUGGAGACGCGUCGUCUUGUGCGCUUAAGACACACACAGCGAUGGUGCCAUAAUUGCUCGGAAGACCAAAGACAAGGACGGCCCACAAGCCAGAAGGGAGCUGAAAGUCGGAAGCUCACACUUUAUAUACACGUAGGGUUGUAUUUCCAGCUUAUCUGACGGUGUCUCCUUUUGAGUCUCGUGACAUUUUAGACGGCAAUUAAUCACCGAGGCCAAAAGACAAGCCAGGACGUCACGCUUGUGCGGCUCCUCCUCCGUUUUGUCCCAACGCCGUUGGCCUGUGCCAAGCGGGGAGAAUGUCCUUGCGGCUUGUUGGGCCGACCCUUGUUUUGGUUUCCAUUGGAAUAGGUUAUUGUUUUAAAUAAGCUGAGCUUUCUCUCAAUAAAACAAGACUCGGUUGUUUUGGU
Molecule: messenger RNA, 2057 nt
Organism: Pseudonaja textilis
Lineage: Eukaryota; Metazoa; Chordata; Lepidosauria; Squamata; Elapidae
Source: RefSeq, a predicted model, not a curated record